Molecule: messenger RNA, 1208 nt
Organism: Armigeres subalbatus
Lineage: Eukaryota; Metazoa; Arthropoda; Insecta; Diptera; Culicidae
Product: pyridoxal phosphate phosphatase PHOSPHO2-like
Exons: 2
Coding region: 135-881 (248 amino acids)
Molecular function (GO): phosphatase activity
Source: RefSeq, a predicted model, not a curated record
CCUUCGGUGGCUCGUACUUGACUUAGUCGAGUAAUAAUAAUUGUCAUUGUUCAGAAAAAUAACUCUAGGAUAGCUAUAGGGCUAAUUUUACCAUUAAAAUAGCAAACCAAUUUGCCAUCCUUGAAAAGGACAUUAUGAUAUCAAUACGGGGUCACAUUUUGAAACAGCUUGCUGUAUUCGAUUUCGACCAUACGAUCAGCGAAUACAACACGGACCUCGUAGCCCGUGAUCUUUUGGAUCAGAAUCUAAUCACUCCGGAAAUCAGGAGUAUAGUGCGCUCAUGUGGGUGGAUUCCUUUCAUGCAGCGCGUGUUCCGUUUGCUUCACCAGAGUGGAGUCACACCCGGCGAUAUCAAAUCUGCCAUUCGGGGGAUCCCGGAAGUAUCUGGAAUAAAAUCAUGUAUCGCUGAGUUGGCUGCAAACAAUUUUCACAUAAUCAUUAUCAGCGAUUCCAACACGGAGUUCAUCAAGGUGUGGAACGAAUUCAAUGGCAUCGAAAAAUACAUCCAUACCACAUUUACCAAUCCAGCGAAGUUCAACAACAAUGGUUUGCUGGAGGUGCAUCCAUUCCACCAUCAAACCGAGUGUAAUAUUAGUUCAAAGAACCUUUGCAAAGGAAAAAUUUUGGAUGAUUUUAUAUACAAACAGUUAAAUGAAGCCAAUACCGAAUACGAGAAAGUUUUCUAUAUAGGUGAUGGGAAAAACGACGUGUGUCCAAUGCUAAGACUGACCGAUAACGGAUACGCGUGCCCAAGAGACGGAUAUAGUUGUUUUGAUGAACUCAAUACUGCCAUUUCCAAACGUUCGGAUAGCUAUAAUGCAAAGAUAAUGAAGUGGAUGAACGGAAGUCACCUGGCGAACCUGAUUUUCAAAGAAUUGUGACAUGUGUUAGUACGUACCUUGUUUUAUGCCAUGCAACGUUUUCAAUUUUAUACUCGUGAUUGUAUUAGCUUUGACGUUGAAUUAUUGAGAUAGUUUAUAAUGGAUCGUGUUUUGAUUAGAAAAAUAAGAAAGCCAUUUCGUUACGUCUCAGGUCGUGAUACUCUUUACUAGAUUCGUUUCCCAUUUUCGAACAAAAUUAACGUUAGGGUAGGACGGGGCAAGAUGAGCACCCUAAGAAUGAUAAUGAAUACCUUCUCAGCAAGCAUACUUUUCUAUAUUACAAUGCAACAAUUUCUUUUGACGUAGGACUUACGUCUUUCUUUACUA